This is a messenger RNA of Phacochoerus africanus (Common warthog), 655 nucleotides long. It is a transcript of the gene ELOC, whose product is annotated as elongin C. Lineage: Eukaryota; Metazoa; Chordata; Mammalia; Artiodactyla; Suidae. The transcript is spliced from 4 exons. The coding region runs from base 273 to 611 and encodes 112 amino acids. Gene Ontology annotation, biological process: ubiquitin-dependent protein catabolic process. The record is from RefSeq and is a predicted model, not a curated record. Gene Ontology annotation, cellular component: elongin complex. Gene Ontology annotation, molecular function: protein-macromolecule adaptor activity.
GCAUGGCAGCCCUGUCGCUUUUCCUUUUUGCUUUCCCCGGGUGCACUCAAGAUUUCGUCCUUUUCUUGGAGUCAGCUCCUAGUCACAGGAGAGGGGCCUUCGCUCUUUGCAGCUGCGGGACCCCGAGAAGUUCAUCUUCUGGGCAACUUGUCGGGUGAUCUCAGCCUGACGUGGUGAUUUGGGGCUGUCGUGCAUCUGCCUCCCAGGCUCAUCUGAAAGACGGAAGCUACUAAAGUUCCUGUGGACGCAAAGUAGAAUUUCAUAAGAACAUAAUGGAUGGAGAAGAGAAAACCUAUGGUGGCUGUGAGGGCCCUGAUGCCAUGUAUGUCAAAUUGAUAUCUUCAGAUGGUCAUGAAUUUAUUGUAAAAAGAGAACACGCGCUAACAUCAGGAACAAUAAAAGCCAUGUUGAGUGGCCCUGGUCAGUUUGCUGAGAAUGAAACUAAUGAAGUCAAUUUUAGAGAGAUCCCUUCACAUGUGCUAUCAAAAGUGUGCAUGUAUUUUACCUACAAGGUUCGCUACACUAACAGCUCCACGGAGAUUCCUGAAUUCCCAAUUGCACCUGAAAUUGCACUGGAACUGCUGAUGGCUGCGAACUUCCUAGAUUGUUAAAUAAAAUAAAUUAUAAUAAACUGUUAACUUUUUUCAGUAUUUAA